AUGGCUCUCACAAAGACAGCCCCCCAGCUGCCCGAAACGCAGACAGCCAUCGUGGCUGACGGGUCCGGGAAUCUCAUAGUCUCCCAGCACGUGCCCCUUCCUGCCCUCGAACCCGACAUGCUCCUGGUGAAGACGGUGGCCGUGGCCCUCAACCCCUCUGAUGCCAAGUUCACGGGCGCGAUGGCUGCCGAAGGGGCCACGGCAGGUAGUGACUGCGCCGGCAUCGUGGUGGGCAUCGGGUCUGCUGUCAAGUCUGCCGGCCGCUUCUCCAUCGGGGACCGUGUCUGCGCCCCCCUGGCACCCAUGGACCCGCUGGCGCCCCGGAGCGGCGCCUUUGCCAACUACGCCGCCGUCGCCGCCGACCUCGCGCUCAAAGUUCCCGGCGACAUGCCGCUUGAGUCGGCAGCCGGGCUGGGGACCAGUCUGACCACAAUCGGGUGCGCCCUGUUCCGGUCCCUCUCUAUUCCCGGCCACCCCGACCGGCUGUCCACGAAGCCGGCUGUCGUGCUCGUGUAUGGAGGCAGCUCGGCCACGGGCACCAUGGCAAUCCAGUUGAUUCGCAGAUCAGGGUGCAUUCCCAUUGCAACUUGCUCACCGCACAACUUCGCCCUCGUCAAGUCGUACGGCGCGGCCGAGGCGUUCGACUACCGCGACCCCAGUAGCGUCGACAGCAUCAAGGCGUAUACGGGUAACGCGCUCGACUUUGCGCUCGACUGCGUGUGCCAGGGGUCCAGCAUGAAGUUCUGCUACGCCGCCAUCGGCCGGGCCGGCGGCCGCUACACGACUCUCGAGCCGUUCCCGCAGAACAUGCACACGCGCAAGCGAGUCAAGCCCGACUGGCUGCUCGGCGCGGCGCUGCUGGGCAGAGAGAUCGGCUGGAAGGAGCCGUAUCGCGUCGAGGCCGACCCCGAGCUGCGCCAGUUCGGCCGCGACUGGGUUCUGUGCGCUCAGCGCCUGCUAGACUGCGGGGACAUAAAGCCGCAUCCUGCGAGAGUCGGGCGCGAGGUCGGCCUCGAACCCGUGCUGGAGGGCAUCGAGCUGCUGCGGCAGAAGGCUGUGUCAGGGGAGAAGCUUGUAUAUCGCAUUGCCAAGGAGCAGUGA
Molecule: messenger RNA, 1101 nt
Organism: Lasiosphaeria miniovina
Lineage: Eukaryota; Fungi; Ascomycota; Sordariomycetes; Sordariales; Lasiosphaeriaceae
Product: chaperonin 10-like protein
Exons: 2
Coding region: 1-1101 (366 amino acids)
Molecular function (GO): oxidoreductase activity, acting on NAD(P)H
Source: RefSeq, a predicted model, not a curated record